CGGGGAGAAAGAUGCCUGGGGGAAGAAACUUUCGGAGGCGUAAAGCCUCGUCGUCAGAUGAAGAAGCGGAGGCUGAAGAAGUAACUCAGGAGGUUAGAAUUAAGCUGGAGGAAGCCAAGGAAGUACAGAGUCUGAGAAAGAGGCAAAAUGGUGUAAGUGCUGCAGCCCUGCUGGUGGGUGAAAGAUUGCCAGAAGAGGUGAUAAUGGCGGAUGAUCCUUUCAAGAUGCAAAGUGGUGGAAUGGUAGACAUGAAGAAGCUGAAGGACCGUGGAAAAGACAGACUUGGAGAAGAGGAGGACCUGAAUUUAGGAACUUCUUUUUCAGCAGAAACCAACAGAAGGGAUGAAGAUGCUGACAUGAUGAAGUACAUUGAGACAGAGCUCAAGAAACGAAAAGGCAUUGUGGAAAAUGAGGAGAAGAAGGUGAAGCCAAAGAGUGCAGAGGACUGUCUCUAUGAGCUACCAGAGAGUAUCAAAGUGUCAUCUGCCAAGAAGACAGAGGAGAUGUUGUCCAACCAGAUGCUGAGUGGGAUCCCAGAAGUAGACUUGGGAAUAGACGCAAAGAUCAAAAACAUUAUUUCCACAGAGGAGGCAAAGGCUCGGCUACUGGCAGAGCAGCAGAACAAAAAAAAAGACAAGCACACAUCCUUUGUACCCACCAACAUGGCGGUCAACUAUGUACAACACAAUCGAUUUUAUCAAGAGGACCAGAACACGCCCAUGAGGCGCCACAAGGAGGAGCCAAAACCACGCCCUCUCCGUGUGGGUGACACUGAAAAGCCAGAACCAGAAAAGUCACCUCCCAACCGCAAGAGGCCAUCCAAUGAGAAAGCCACAGAUGACUAUCAUUAUGAAAAGUUUAAAAAGAUGAACAGACGUUACUGAGUCCAAGACUGAAUGGAGCAUCAGCAGUGCCCCACCCCCCGCCCACUUUUUUUUUUUUUUAAAUGAGGUAUUUCCCUUGAUUUGAGGAAUAUAUGUAGUUUAGUAUAUAGUACAAGCAUUCCAACUGAGUUUUAUCAGACGAAAAAUGUUUAUUGCCAAUUUAUACAAAAAUAAACACAAAUUUAGUGUU
Messenger RNA from Xenopus tropicalis (tropical clawed frog), 1074 nucleotides. It is a transcript of the gene c8h9orf78, whose product is annotated as chromosome 8 C9orf78 homolog. Gene Ontology annotation, cellular component: nucleus. Lineage: Eukaryota; Metazoa; Chordata; Amphibia; Anura; Pipidae. The transcript is spliced from 9 exons. The coding region runs from base 12 to 884 and encodes 290 amino acids. The record is from RefSeq and is marked provisional.